Molecule: messenger RNA, 894 nt
Organism: Penicillium mononematosum
Lineage: Eukaryota; Fungi; Ascomycota; Eurotiomycetes; Eurotiales; Aspergillaceae
Exons: 2
Coding region: 1-894 (297 amino acids)
Molecular function (GO): protein dimerization activity
Source: RefSeq, a predicted model, not a curated record
AUGUGUAUCAUGGCUUGCAACCGAUCCAAUGAGAUCCCCAACCUCUCCAUAGACCAGGGGACCUACCUCAGCCAACACCUGAGUCCUCAGUCUCGACCCGCCGACUUCUUCGACAGACCCGACCCUCUCGCUGCCAACUGGAGCUAUGACAGUGCCAUUGACCUGUUCUCCGUCAACCCCGCCGAUAUGGAGCCCGUGUCAUUCGACUUCGCCGACAGUCUCACGAAUCUUGAGUCCAAGGAUCUCUUCAAUGACCCAUUUGCUGGCUCUGGGAUUGGUGGGUUCACCAUGCCCGAGGAUGCAGCUUCACUAUCAUCGGAAUUUGAAAGUGACGAUCAAACAUGGCCAUCUGCUGCUGCCCCACAAUCCAUCGACUCGAACGCGUUCGAGACCCAGCCGACAAAGCAACCUUCAAACUACACCUCUUCUCAACCUCAAGCACAGAACAAGACUCGCUCAUCUUCAACAAGAUGGUCAUCGAGUCCAGAAGUGAAGGAAGAAGAGAUUGCUACGCCCCAACCCUCCAAAUCCACCACAUCCCGCAAGACCCGAAGCUUUUCCCGAGACUCAAACCACUCCUCAACGGGCGGCCAAGACCCUCAAAUGCGGAAUGCUGCCAAGCGUGCCGCCCAUAACAUCAUCGAGAAGCGCUACCGCACCAAUAUGAACGCCAAAUUUGUUUCCCUCGAGCAGGCCAUCUCGCCCUCCGGUGUUCAAAAACAUACCAAGGUUGGCGCGGGGUCUCUCAAAAAGUCCGAGAUUCUUACCAAUGCCCUUGCCUACAUCGAUGGCAUUCAGCAGGAAAACCAGGCCCUGCACAAGGAGAUCGCACUACUCAAGCAAAACUUGCUACCUGGUGGAAUCUGGCGACACUCCAAAAACCCCCGACUAUGA